Messenger RNA from Vanessa tameamea, 688 nucleotides. RefSeq lists its product as uncharacterized. Lineage: Eukaryota; Metazoa; Arthropoda; Insecta; Lepidoptera; Nymphalidae. The record is from RefSeq and is a predicted model, not a curated record. Bases 250 to 582 code for a protein of 110 amino acids. The transcript has 3 exons.
GACAAUAACAUAUAAACAUUAACUAAGUUUCAGAUACAAUUUUUCAUUUGAAUACGGACAGACAAAUUAUAUAUCAACCGAUUUAAAUUAGUCAAUUUAUCAGUCACAGCAUAUCACCAAAACCGUGAAGUUCACGACCUUCGUAUUACAUCGAAAAGUUAAUUUGACGUGGACCGUUCAUCCUGUCACAUGGAAACAAUGACUAUAUAAAGGUAUGGGGGGAAUUAAUCAGGCACAGAACGAAAAAUCAUGGCAAAGAUAGUCUCCAUUGUUUUACUAGCAUUACUUUUAACCAGUGUAUUCUCAUUUCCUGAACGUAAAAGGCGCGCUAUUGAUAAUAGCGGGUUAAAGGCUAAUGGGGGCAAAGGCGGAGCGGGUGCGGGCGCAUGGGCUGGUGCCGCUGCCGCCAGCAGCAGCAGCAAUGAAAGUUCCAGUUCCAGUGAAAGUGGUGAAUGUGACGAAGGAGCCGACAACAAUUGCAGCAACAGCAGUGAAGAAACGAAUCCUAAAACCGAAAUAAACAAGAAAAGUCAAUCAUUCGCCAGUGCCUCCGCAGCCUCCUCGGCGACCGCUUAUAAAUAAACCACAAAUGAAAUGAUUUAAAGUUGAGCGAAGCUAAAUUAUUUUUAUUAUUAACUAAAAUAAAAAGCGUGUGCAUAAAGUGUCAAGAAAUUUGUAUAAUUCGUAA